This is a messenger RNA of Mollisia scopiformis, 363 nucleotides long. RefSeq lists its product as uncharacterized. The record is from RefSeq and is a predicted model, not a curated record. The transcript is spliced from 3 exons. Bases 1 to 363 code for a protein of 120 amino acids. Lineage: Eukaryota; Fungi; Ascomycota; Leotiomycetes; Helotiales; Mollisiaceae.
AUGCCAGACUCAGCACAAAUCAACCGCUCCCUCUCCACCAUCCGCACGGAACUCGAAUUCCUCCAAGCAAGCAACGUCCUCUCACCGCCUCAAUUCCAAUCCAUCAUGGCUCAGUUACCUCAGCAAAAUGGCCAACCCUCGAAUUAUAUCGAUUUGAGGUAUAACCCCAAUCCGCAGCAGCAGUUCAAUCCAGGAGCCAUGGCCCAGCAGGCGCAGGAUCCGGCGCAUCCUGCUAAUCCGCAGAAUCCUAAGCACCACGAAUGGGUAAAGAACAUGGCGAGCAAGUUUGGCAAUGCGGCUAUGUUUGGUGCUGGAGCGACUUUUGGCGGGGAUAUGGUGAAUGAUGUUUUGAAGCAGUUUUGA